AUGACUUGUUCAAAGUACAACGUCUACAAACGUAAAGCACCAGGACUGAUCACACAGGCAAUGAUGAUGAUGAAAAACACAUGGAGCUUUACGGUCACAAAACUGGCUCUAGCAUGGGAAAAGAGUUCUGACGGAAUUGGAACUAUGGCUGGUUUAAUGUGGAGAGGACUGAAAGGGUUAUUGGGUUUGGUCGGUAAAAUCUGGAAUGGACUCUUAGGGUUGGUGGAUCAAGUCUGUGAAAUUUGGAGUGGACUGACAGGUUUGGUGGACUGGAUUGUUUCUUGGAUCACACGGUUGGCCAAAGGGAUGUACAGCGGUAGUUUCUGGUUGGCUGAAUCGAUUUGGAACAAUGUCGUAUAUUUGCCACAUCUAAUCUGGAAUGGAACGGUGGGGAUGGCGGAAUGGGUAAAGGAAAAGAUUACAUGGUUGGCCGAGAUCUCACAGAAAAUUGCUUUAUGGUCAGCUGGGAAAACAUGGAGUGGAUCUAGAUGGUUAGCUGAGUGGACUUGGAUGGAAGCAAAAUGGUCUGCGGAAUGGACCUGGAAAGUGAUUGAAAGGAAUUGUAAACCAAUUGAACCUGUGCUUGAAUACCUUUUGGAAACAAUUGAAGUUGUCACUGAGUUUUACAAUGAAUAUGUUCACGGUGAGUAGAAAGACCAAUGAGAAAUACCCCGAGCAGUACCCUCUGAGGGUAUUUCGUGGGACUACCCCCUUGAAAAUACACCUUGAAAAUAUUCCUCUGUGAUAACGACCCAAGAUAUUAUCUCACUUUUAGUUGUUUCAUCGGUACGUUAUGAAAAUUACUCCGCGUCGAUAACAUUCAUACUAUAUUUUUGGUUUUUUGUCAUCAGAACAUGUUAUCAAGAUUCAGAGCCACAUCGUUUUCUCGACCUGGCGUGAAGCCGGUUAUACGAUCUCGACCGUCUUGGUUCUGAACUGUGUUGUGGUUACCGUUUACAUGUUGAUUUCGUGGCCUGUAAAGUCGAUCUGGCGAAGAUGGUAAGUAGAGAAAUUCGAAACAUUAAGAAAAACACUUAGCUAAGAUAUUAAGUCAAUGGACGGUCCAAAGGUUUUCGCCUAUCACUUAAAUGAGCGCUUUUAAAUCGACUUGUAUUCACUUACUGAUAGUCUGGCACUAACUUUCAAAUGCUAACCUUUCAUUUUUUUUUAUAGAUCCUUGAACGGUGUGUGCGAUUGUGAAUAAAUAUUUUGAGUUUGUUUAAUGUUUUUGUUACUAUUUUUCUUGACAGGCAAGCUUACAAAGAAUGGAAGGCAGCCGAAGAAGCUUCCUGGAGAUUACCUCCUAGACGUCAGCCACAACCAAAUGAACGAGUCUGGGAAAACCCCAAAAAGAAAAAACUCCACAGAAAUAAAAACGAAUAA
This is a messenger RNA of Pocillopora meandrina, 1383 nucleotides long. The record is from the annotation of a GenBank genome assembly. Lineage: Eukaryota; Metazoa; Cnidaria; Anthozoa; Scleractinia; Pocilloporidae.